UAUAUAAGAAAUAUAUGUGAACUUUAUGUAUAAAAUUCAAAUAUUAAAUUUUAAAAAGUAAGUCUUUAAAAAAAAAUCUCAUAGAUGAAAAGAAUUAGAAAUUAAAAAUAAAUAAAUAAAGGAGGGACCGGAAGAUAGAAACGCAGAAAAACUGAAUUUUAAACACUGGAGGAAGGCAGCGAAACAUGAGUGCCAUGGUUCAUGGCAAGCCGCACUUCUCCACUUUGCUUAAUCAUCACAAGAAUCUUCUAUCGCCCCCCAAGAAUUCUGUUCAACAAUGCCCUACAAAUCUUUUCCUUUUCUGCACUUCUUGCUCCAAACCAAUCAAAACCAUCCGCCAAGAUAAAAACUUUUUCCUGUAUUUACCAGGAAUGCUCCAAUCACCACUCCCUAAAUCCAGGCAAGCAAGCCCAUGCUCGCAUGAUCGUAUCUGGUUUUGUCCCUACAGUCUUUGUCUCAAAUUGUUUGAUCCACUUGUACGUGAUAUGUUCCCAUUUGAACUACGCGUACAAAGUGUUCGACAAAAUGAAUCAAAGGGAUGUGAUUUCUUAUAACACAAUGAUAUUCGGGUAUGCUGGCUGUGGAAAAAUGGAUAUUGCAAGGAAUUUUUUUAUUGGCAUGCCCCAGAGAGAUGUGGUAUCAUGGAAUUCUAUGAUUUCUGGGUUUCUACAGAACGGAGAGUGUCGAAAGUCGAUUGAGUUUUUCGUGGACAUGGGUAGAUCGGGCAUAGGGUUUGACCGAACUACUUUUGCUGUUGUUCUGAAAGCCUGUGCGGUUCUGGAAGAGGGUGCAGUGGGGAUUCAGGUUCAUGGGCUUGUUAUCCGAAUGGGAUUUGAUAAUGAUGUAAUUACAGGGAGUGCUUUGUUGGAUAUGUAUGCGAAGUGUAAGAGAUUAGAUGAUUCACGUCGGGUUUUUGGUGAAAUUCCAGAGAAGAAUUGGGUUUCUUGGAGUGCCAUGAUUGCCGGUUGUGUUCAAAAUGACCAGUAUAUGGAGGGUUUAGAGUUGUUCAGCGAGAUGCAAAAGGCUGGAAUUGGGGUCAGUCAAUCUAUCUAUGCUAGUGUUUUCAGGUCCUGUGCAGGGCUGUCUGCACUAAAACUGGGCUCUCAGUUUCAUGGCCAUGCCUUGAAGUGUGAUUUUGGAUUGGAUAUCAUUGUAGGAACUGCCACUUUGGAUAUGUAUGCAAAAUGCGGUAGCAUGGCAGAUGCUCAAAAGUUAUUUAACUCAUUGCCAAAACAUAGCUUGCAAUGUUAUAAUGCCAUUAUUGUUGGGUAUGCUCGAAAUGACCAAGGGUUUGAAGCUUUACUAUUAUUUCAGCGUUUGCUGAAGUCUGGCCUUGGUUUUGAUGAAAUUAGUUUAUCUGGGGCAUUUAGUGCUUGUGCAUCCAUCAAAGGGGAUCUGGAGGGGCUUCAAGUACAAGCAUUAGCAGUUAAGACUACUUUUAGGUCAAACAUUUGUGUGGCAAAUGCCAUUCUUGACAUGUAUGGUAAAUGUGGAGCAUUGGCUGAAGCUGUUUGCAUGUUUAAUGAGAUGGAAAGAAGAGAUGCCGUGUCUUGGAAUGCAAUUAUUGCAGCUCAUGAGCAGAAUGGAAGUGAAGAGGAUACACUUGCUCUUUUUGUAUCAAUGCUCCGCUCAAGGAUGGAGCCUGAUGAGUUCACUUAUGGAAGCAUCUUGAAAGGUUGUGCCAGUGAGCAAGCUUUGAAUAGUGGUAUGGAGAUCCAUAGCAGAAUUAUCAAAUCUGGAAUGGGGUUGGACUCCUUUGUAGGAGGUGCUCUUGUUGAUAUGUAUUGCAAAUGUGGAAUGAUGGGAGAGGCAGAGAAAAUUCAUGACAGAACAGAAAAACAAACAAUGGUUUCAUGGAAUGCAAUUAUUUCUGGAUUCUCACUGCUAGAACAGAGUGAGAAUGCUCUUAGCUUUUUCUCUUGGAUGUUGGAAAUGGGUGUGAAGCCAGACAACUUCACUUAUGCAAUAGUUCUGGAUACUUGUGCUAAUUUAGCCACUGUUGGAUUGGGAAAGCAAAUGCAUGCUCAAAUCAUUAAGCUAGAAUUACAUUUGGAUGUAUAUAUAUCCAGCACUCUUGUUGAUAUGUACUCAAAGUGUGGAAAUAUGGAAGAUUCCCAACUAGUGUUUGAGAAAGCACCUAAUAGGGAUUUUGUAACAUGGAAUGCAAUAAUUUGUGGCUAUGCUCAGCACGGUCUUGGGGAAGAGGCCCUUAAAACUUUUGAGAAUAUGCAACUUCAGAAUGUAAACCCAAACCAUGCAACUUUUGUUUCGGUCCUUAGAGCUUGUGCGCACAUGGGACUUGUUGAUAAAGGGUUACAUUACUUCAAUGCAAUGGUAAGUGAGUAUGGCUUAGAUCCUCAAUUAGAGCAUUAUUCGUGCUUGGUUGAUAUAAUAGGCAGAUCAGGCCGUGUAGGUGAGGCUUUGCGUCUUAUACAAGAGAUGCCUUUUGAAGCUGAUGCCGUUUUGUGGAGAACUCUACUUAGUAUUUGCAAGAUCCAUGGGAAUGUUGAGAUUGCAGAAAGAGCCACAAAUUCUAUCUUGCAAUUAGACCCACAGGAUUCUUCUGCUUACAUUCUUCUAUCAAAUAUUUAUGCUAAUGCAGGAAUGUGGGCUAAGGUAUCAGAGAUGAGAAAAAUGAUGAGGCACAAUAAACUAAAGAAGGAGCCAGGUUGCAGCUGGAUUGAGGUAAAAGAUGAGGUGCAUGCGUUUCUUGUUGGGGACAAGGGUCAUGGGAAGUGUGAAGAGAUUUAUGAAGUGCUUGGUUUGCUAAUUGGCGAGAUGAAUUGGGAUGGAUACACGCCUGAUGUUGAUUUUUCCUUUGAUGAGGAGGCAGAAGAAUAUGAGCUGGCAGAAGAGCUAAGAACCAGUACUUACAAUCUAUAGUUCAGCAACUGACCUGGUAAAUAUGGGAUUUUUGAACUGUUUACCCAUGUCAUUGGAGUUCUGAGUUAAGAAAAGAAAACUAAAAUUUUGACUAACAAGUCCUGUGACAGAUUCAGCAA
Messenger RNA from Hevea brasiliensis (rubber tree), 3002 nucleotides. RefSeq names its product pentatricopeptide repeat-containing protein At3g02330, mitochondrial. The coding region runs from base 202 to 2883 and encodes 893 amino acids. Gene Ontology annotation, molecular function: protein binding; RNA binding. Lineage: Eukaryota; Viridiplantae; Streptophyta; Magnoliopsida; Malpighiales; Euphorbiaceae. The record is from RefSeq and is a predicted model, not a curated record. Gene Ontology annotation, biological process: RNA modification. The transcript has a single exon.